CGCGGUGGUGGGCGCCGCCGCCGAGGAUGGGGAGGUGCGGCCGCUGCUCCCGGCCGCGGCUGCUGCUGCUGCUCCUGCUGCUGGCGGCCCCGGGCGCCCGCGCGGCCCCGCGCUCCGCGCUCUACUCGGCCUCCGACCCGCUGACGCUGCUGCAGGCGGACUCGAUUCACCGCGCGGUGCUGGGCUCCCGGAGCGCCUGGGCCGUGGAGUUCUUCGCCUCCUGGUGCGGCCACUGCAUCGCCUUCGCCCCGACGUGGAAGGCUCUGGCCAACGACGUCAAAGACUGGAGGCCAGCACUGAAUGUCGCUGCCUUGGACUGUGCUGAUGAGACCAACAACAAAGUCUGCAGAGACUUCAACAUCGCUGGCUUCCCGACCGUGAGGUUCUUUAAGGCCUUUUCCAAGAAUGGCUCAGGAGCAACAUUGCCAGUGCCUGGUGCAGAUGUUCAGUCCCUGCGGGAGAGACUCAUUGAUGCCCUGGAGUCCCACACUGACACGUGGCCCCCCGCCUGUCCCCCACUGGAGCCUGCCAGGUUGGAAGAGAUUAAUGGAUUUUUUGCAAGAAACAAUGAAGAGCAUCUGGCCCUGAUCUUUGAGAAGGAAGGCUCCUACGUGGGCAGAGAGGUGAUCCUGGAUCUGUCCCAGUACCAAGGUAUCCCUGUGCGCAGGGUCCUGAACACAGAGGCCGAUGCGGUCAGCAAGUUUGGUGUCACAGACUUUCCAUCCUGCUACCUGCUGUUACGGAAUGGCACUGCUUCACGGGUCCCCGUGCUGGUGGAAUCCAGGCCCUUCUACACGGCAUACCUGCAGAGGCUUUCCACCGGCACCAGGAUGACUCCCCCGACCACGGUUGUGCCAGUCACCCCUAAAGAAGUUGCUCCCACUGUUUGGAAAGUUGCAGAUCGCUCCAAGAUCUACAUGGCUGACCUGGAAUCUGCACUACACUACAUCCUUCGGGUCGAAGUGGGCAAGUUCUCUGUCCUGGAGGGUCCGCGCCUAGUGGCCCUGAAAAAGUUUAUGGCAGUGCUGGCCCAGUACUUCCCUGGCCAGCCCUUGGUCAAGAACUUCCUGCACUCCACACAUAACUGGCUUAAGAGGCAGCAGAGAAAGAAAAUUCCCUACGAGUUCUUUAAAACUGCCCUGGACAACAGGAAGGAGAGUGCUGUGCUUGCCAAGAAGGUGAACUGGGUUGGCUGCCAGGGGAGUGAGCCACACUUCCGGGGCUUUCCCUGCUCCCUGUGGGUCCUCUUCCACUUCCUGACUGUGCAGGCCGCUCGGCAAGAUGUGGACCACUCACAGGAAACAGCCAAGGCCCAGGAGGUCCUCCAGGCCAUCCGGGGCUACGUUCGCUUCUUCUUCGGCUGCCAAGACUGCGCCAGCCACUUCGAGCAGAUGGCUGCUGCCUCCAUGCACAAAGUGGACAGUCCAAACAAUGCUGUUCUCUGGCUCUGGUCCAGCCACAACAGGGUCAAUAAUCGCCUUGCGGGGACUCCCAGCGAGGACCCCCACUUCCCGAAGGUGCAGUGGCCACCCCGUGAACUCUGUUCCGCUUGUCACAAUGAACUCCGGGGCCAGCCUGUGUGGGAUCUGGACAACACCCUUAGCUUCUUCAAGACCCACUUCUCCUGGAGCAACAUCGUCCUGGACACUCCGACAGCUGGGCUGGACCCCCACCACAGUGCACCGAGGGCAGCAGCUGACCCAAAGCCAAUGGCAUUAGUACUGGUGGCUGGAAAUUCUACUCUGGGCCCUGAGAAGGCUGAGAUGACCGUAGAGCCAGGACCCAGAAUCCCAGAUUUUCUAGCAGAGAGCCUUGGGGUGAGCCACCCCCCAGAGAUGCACACUGGCUUCCCUUUGACCAGCGCUGAGCCAGACCAAGGACCCCCUGAGCACAUAGCAGAGCUUCAGAUGGAUGAGCCGGAACCCCCAAAAGGGCAGCGACGCUUGAUGAAACGAGACACAAGAGCCAUAAUGCUGGCUGAGUUCCAGGCUGACAGGCUCCCCAGGGGUCCUUUAGAGCUGAGGCGAGUGGGCCACAGCUCCAGGCAGCUGGUCAACAUCCCUGACUGGGCGCCAGAGGCUGGGUCCAUGCGGCGCCGAGGCCACUGGCUGCAGGUGCUGGGAGGGAACUUCUCCCACCUGGACAUCAGCCUCUACAUUGCUCUCUAUUCCUUGUCCUUCCUGGGCCUGCUGGCCAUGUAUACCUACUUCCGGGCCAAGAUGAGGGCCCUGAAGGGUCGUGCUGGCCACCCCACAGCCUGAACCAUCCCACUGGGAGGGGACUGGGAAAGGGAGCUGCCAUCCAUGGUGCUCUUCCAGCUUCUUGGCCCACUUCCCCUUGCUCCUUGUCCAGGGAAAUCCAAGAAAAUUGUUGGUCCAGUGAACCCCUUUGGGCCUUCUGGAGUAUUCCAGGGACAUGCAUAGAAUAUAGGUUUUCUGAGAGCCCUGGGGGAGGACAGCCCUGGCAAUUGGGUCGGGAAGCUCAGUCCCUGGCCUCUCAGCACCAAAUUCCUCUUUUUCAGCUCAUUUGAAGUCCUGCCUCAUUCUUGCUGACACUUCAGUGCCUCCUACUUGGUAUUGGCUUAAACUGGAGCAAGUGAAGCCACAGUUUCCAAGGUUUCCCAUCCCGAGGAGGGGCUAGAGGGCUGGAGUGCAGCUCCUUGUACAAGCUAGGGUUCUGCCCUUUGCUCCUUCUGGAUGCAAAGGCCUCUCACCAGGGAAGGAGGGACAGCCCCUGACUGUCCAACCCACCCUGUGGCCUACCCACCCUCCAGCCUCUCAGACCCGCUGGGCAGUUUGGCUUCAGAAGGGAGCCCAGAAGCUUCUGGAGGUCAUGCUGGCCCCCUCGGUGAGGUGUGGGUCAGAGUUUGUGAGAAGAGUGCCUAUGACUGGCCCCUUCCCCAAGCCCCUCCUUCCGGAAGAGUGUAGGCAGAGUUGCUGCACAGCUGGCAGGUGACUGUCCCUGAGCUGGGGUCUGAAGGGUCGGAUUGGCAGGACCUGAUGAGAGGGUCAUGUUGGGUCGAGGGAGGGAGCUUAAGAGGGUGGGAGAUUGGGAGGUUGGGAGGUUGGUUCUUUAGCUCUGUGCUUGGCAGUGAGAGAUAGUGAAGUUCAGGAGAAAGAUGGCUGCUUCAAAUGUGCUUUGAUUUCUCCCUUUAAGUCGCUGUCCUAACCCCUCUCAAGCUGGGUCUUUUAUCUUUUGAUUUUAGUGUUCACAGAGAUGCUGACUUUGAAUGUAGAGGGUGCUGGGUUGAGGGGAGUAUCAUCUCUCUAGAGGUCCCACCCUCGACAUGUAGAGGUUACCAGGGUCAGUGGGACAAUGGUGCCCUACAUGUGUUUGAUUUCAACUCCACCCCACUGAUUGGGAGGUUGUAGAAUAAAUUAUUUUUGUUAAGGCAAGACCAGUGUGUUCUUUAACUUGCUACUUGGAGACCUCGUACAUGGAAGACUCGCAGAAUCAAGCUGCCCGUGGAAUCCAGCCCCAUCUCACAGAGCUCCUGGCUUCCUUUGUCACAGCCCCUCUCUCUUAAUGGGGGCCUGAGCUUUGUCUCCCCAAGCCCUUCAGCCUCUAUGUGCACCAGAGACAGACCUCCCUGGGGGACCUGGCACAUUGUUCCCUGUUCUGUUCAAGGAAACUUCCUCUGCACCUGCCAGCCUCCUCAGCCAAGUGCCCAGCUCUCCCUCCAGGUAGGUCAAGUCUUCUUUGUGGAACUGGCCUGGGCAGGCAGAUCAGGAGGGAGGAGUCAGCUAGAUUAGAGAGCCUGCCCCUAAUCCUGCCUGCCUGCUGGGUUUUACUGGGAUCAGAGGGCCUGAUAAUGAACCUCAUUAAGGGGAAGCAGGGGCCUCAAUCCGAUUUGGAGUUUUUCCUUUUGACAUCUUCACUCUGCUCAGAUGGCACUGGGUGGAGCAGGGUGGGUGCCAAGCAUGCUGCCUUUGCUAGGACAGCUGGGGAGGGCCAGGGAGCCCGUGCGCAGGGUCAGCCUUUCCCCUUUCCUUGCUUACAGUGACCCAGAGUAACCUCUGUAGCUACCUGGAUCUCUGGAGUCCAGCCUGGAGCCUCCCUGCAGGUCUGUGGUCUGAGGGUCCCUACCCUCAUCAUGCACCUCCCCCUACCCACCUGAGUUGGAUUUGCUUGUCUUCACUCACUCCUCUGGGCCCAUGGCUAAUAGGCCCGCACAUGAUUGGCAGUGUAACCCUGACCCCCAAGAGAAUGCUAGAGGCUCCUGUGCGCACUUGGCCAAGUCUACUUGAGUCCACCUACUUCCCCUACUACCUGACAAAUGGCAAGUGCAGAGGAGGUCCAUCAGCAUUAGGUUCAGAAUUAGGGCCAGGCUAGAGAGGCCCCAGCAGCCAUGUCUACCCACAGCGCAUAAACCAGGAAGCAGAACCUUCCCUGGGGUCUGCUGGCGCCCUGCCAGUGGGUAUGCCUCCUCAUCGCAACCUCUCUCUGGCCUGUCCCGGCCCCUCUGAUUGAUAAACAAGGGCUGGGCCUCCUCCUCAGCAGGACUGCCGCCUUUCACCUUGAUUUCCCCAGGGGUCUCCAGCAGCAGCAUAAACUGGCUUUGCCCACCAGCAGCUGGCUACUCCCCCACCCAGUCUGCCAGGCUGGGAGCUGGGCUGCUGAGUCAGGUUGCUUCUCUGCACCUGGGAGAGCUCCCAAGUUGGCCAGUCCUGGGGGGUGGGGGACUGCCAAGCCGAGGCUCCUUAUUCUGGGGCCAAACUCACUUCUGCCUUUACCUGCUGAGCCUUCACAGUGUUUCCUAGAGGAGACAGUUGAGCACGGUUUUGCAGGACGAGCUGGUGGGUGUCAGCAAGGAAAAUAAGGAGGGAAAAUGCAUCACAGGCAGAGGAGAAAUCACAGGUCAAAGUCAACAAAGAAAAAUAGUAAAUAUAAGAAAUUCUAAACAAAAGACUGUUAAAAAUUCAAGCAUUUUUUCCCAACACAUUUGGGUAGAAGCUGGAAACAAACAGUGGAGAGCUGUGAUGGGUGGCAGCAGCUCUCUGCCGUUACGGCUUACAUGCUAGUGGGAAAACAGACAAGUGAGAAAGUCAUGACCUAUUGGGGUAGGUACGCUGAAGGGGUCAUCAGGAGGUUUCUCUGAGACCCAAGGACGUGAGGUGGGAGUGAUAGGGGACCAGGGGCCUGAGGGGCUGCUUCAUUCAGCAGCCUCUUUCUAGCAAUCUGGGGAGGUCCCAGAGGAGUGGCGCCCAAGGCCUCGUUCCUCCCCACUUGCCGUGGGGUGGGGCUGUGGGCACCCAGGUGCAGCCCAUCUUCUUGUAGGGAUGAGGCAUGGGGUCAGGGCACCCCCACAGCUUUGACCUUGUUAACUCCCUUCCUCCAACACCCCUGUAGUGUGAUUUGCCUCUCACUUGCCUGGAAGGCUUUGCCUCCUGCAACAUGUGCCCAUGUGCCUACACAGCUUCAUACUGACACCUACUUAAGUGUGUGUUUUUAAAAAUUUUUGUAAUAAACAUUUCUGAAGCAAUCUGCAGCACUGCAGCACUAGUUCGAUUCCCAGCCGGCCAGGGAGAAAUCAACAUGACGGGACAGACCUCUCCUGUCUUGCCCGCUGCUCCCUUCAGCAGUGUACUUUGGUCCGUCUGCCUGUUCUGUUCCCUGCUCUGUCUCUGGUGAAUUCUCUCACCCCCCACAUCUCUGGCCUAUACCCCAGUUCUUGUAUAAAAAUAAAUAAAUCUUUAAAAAAAAAUAACAAAGAAAACAAAUAGGAUGGAAGGAUUUCAAAGUCCUAUUAUAAAUAAGAACGACACUAGAGCCCUAUUAAAAAUAAUGAGCCAAAGUAGGGGCCUCCCUGGUGGUUCAAGGGGUUAAACACAGCACUGUGAAGCUAUCUGCAGCCUCUGCAGCACGAGUUUGAUCCCUGGCCAGCCAGGGAACUACCCACAUGGCGCAGCAGACCUCUCCUGUCUCACCCGCUGCUCCCCUCAACAGUGUAUUUCAGUCACUCUGCCUGUUCUGUUCCCCACUCUGUCUCUGGUGAAUCCUCUCACUCCCCGCACCUCUGGCCUGUACCCCAGUUCUUGUAUGCAUAAAUAAAUAAAUCCUAAAAUAAAAAAUAAUGAGCCAA
Molecule: messenger RNA, 6082 nt
Organism: Talpa occidentalis (Iberian mole)
Lineage: Eukaryota; Metazoa; Chordata; Mammalia; Eulipotyphla; Talpidae
Gene: QSOX1
Product: quiescin sulfhydryl oxidase 1
Exons: 12
Coding region: 27-2261 (744 amino acids)
Biological process (GO): protein folding
Cellular component (GO): Golgi membrane
Molecular function (GO): protein disulfide isomerase activity; flavin-dependent sulfhydryl oxidase activity
Source: RefSeq, a predicted model, not a curated record